AUGGGCCCAAGCACAGGUCCUCUACCUGCUUCGUCCACGCCGAGAAUGACGGGCUCAUUGGGCGCUGCAAGCACGGCCCGCGGCACCGGCGAACAGUACGUGUUCGUCGCACUGCUCACUGGCAACGGCACCGACGGCAACCGCAGAUUCUCAAACAAACUGGUCUCAUCCAUACGCGUCACCCAAAAUUUAAGAUAUUUUUUUAAGACUUGGUGCUCUUUUGAUCGAUUAUGCUUGUGGUCGUCCUCAUCAUCGUCCUCCGAGUCGCUCGACGACGCGUCCGAGCCAUCUUCCAGCCAUUUCUGCAGGUCUUCCAUGUCCACCAUCUCGUCGUCGUCCUCCUCGGCCUCGACGUACUCCACCUCGCCGACAUCGGACUCGUCCUCCAUGUCGGACUCCAACUCGACCUCGUCGUUCGAGUCGUAG
Molecule: messenger RNA, 426 nt
Organism: Ogataea philodendri
Lineage: Eukaryota; Fungi; Ascomycota; Pichiomycetes; Pichiales; Pichiaceae
Exons: 2
Coding region: 1-426 (141 amino acids)
Source: RefSeq, a predicted model, not a curated record